Messenger RNA from Zerene cesonia (dogface butterfly), 981 nucleotides. Its product is annotated as unconventional myosin-Ia-like. The transcript has 5 exons. Lineage: Eukaryota; Metazoa; Arthropoda; Insecta; Lepidoptera; Pieridae. The record is from RefSeq and is a predicted model, not a curated record. Gene Ontology annotation, molecular function: cytoskeletal motor activity. Bases 1 to 981 code for a protein of 326 amino acids. Gene Ontology annotation, cellular component: myosin complex.
AUGGAGCGCGCGCGCGCCGCCGCCGUCGUGUGGCGCGCGUGGGCGACGUGGGCGCGGCGCCGCUACCUGCGCGGGCUGUGGGCGCGGCUGCCGGCGCGCCACCGCUCGCCCGCGUGCGCCGCGUGGCCGCCGGCGGAGCCCGCGCGGCUGCUGGCGCGCACGGACGCGCUGCUGCGGCGGCUGCACCACCGCUGGCGCUGCCUGCUGUACCGGCGCGCGUUCGACCAGACGGCGCGCAACCGCAUGCGCGAGAAGGUGACGGCGAGCGUGCUGUUCCGGGAGCGCAAGGCGACGUACGCGCGCAGCGUGGCGCACCCGUUCGUGGGCGACUACGUGCGGCUGCGCGCGUCGGGCGCGUGGCGGCGCGGGCUGGGCGCGGGCGCGGCGGACCGCUACGUGGUGUUCGCGGACGUGGUGGGCAAGGUGUCGCGCGGCGGCGCGCGGGUGUCGCGCUGCCUGGCGGUGGUGUCGACGGGCGCGCUGCUGCUGCUGGAGGCGCGCUCGCUGCGGCUGAAGCGCCGCGUGCCCGCGCACACGGUGUACCGCCUCUCGCUCUCGCCCUACGCCGACGACCUGCUCGUGGUGCACGUGCGAGCGUGCGGCGCGGCGGAGAGCUCGACGGAGGAGCUGUCGCAGUGCUCGUCGCGCGAGCCGCUGGACGCGCCCGGCUGCCUGUUCGGGAGCGAGGGCGGGUGGCGGCGGCGCGGCGACGUGGUGCUGCGCACGUGCCACGUGCUGGAGCUCGCCACCAAGCUGUUCCUCGUCGUGCAGAACGCGGUGGGCGCGCCGCCGCACGUCAACAUCGCCGCCGAGUUCGAGGCGAACUUCGGGCAGCAGCUGGUGACGGUCGCGUUCCACGCGUCGGGCGGGGGCGUCGGGGGCGUCGGGGGCGCGGGGGGCGGCGUCGGGGGCGCGGGCGGCGCGGGGGAGGCGGGCGCGCGCCUCGUGCGCCGCGGCAGCCGCCUCGACGUGCUGCUGUAG